Penicillium antarcticum is the source of this 750-nucleotide messenger RNA. It is a transcript of the gene pst2, whose product is annotated as putative NADH-quinone oxidoreductase Pst2. Lineage: Eukaryota; Fungi; Ascomycota; Eurotiomycetes; Eurotiales; Aspergillaceae. The transcript has 5 exons. Bases 1 to 750 code for a protein of 249 amino acids. The record is from RefSeq and is a predicted model, not a curated record. Gene Ontology annotation, molecular function: FMN binding; NAD(P)H dehydrogenase (quinone) activity.
AUGGCUCCCAAGAUUGCAAUUGUCUACUACUCGAUGUACGGUCACAUCAAGACCCUGGCCGAGGCUGAGAAGAAGGGCAUUGAGGCCGCCGGUGGUUCCGCCGAUGUUUUCCAGAUCGCCGAGACCCUCAGCGAGGAUGUGCUGGCCAAGAUGCACGCCCCCUCCAAGUCCGAUGUCCCUAUCAUUGAGCCCACCGAGCUCCUCGACUACGACGCCGUCCUUUUCGGUAUCCCUACCCGCUACGGUAACUUCCCUGCUCAGUGGAAGACUUUCUGGGACAAGACUGGCGGCAUCUGGGCCAAGGGUGGCUACUGGGGCAAGUACGCCGGUCUGUUCGUUUCCACUGGCACCCAGGGUGGUGGUCAGGAAUCGACUUGCUUGGCUGCGAUGUCGACAUUGGCCCAUCACGGCUUCAUUUAUACACCGUUAGGGUAUCGCACUGUCUUCCCUCUGCUCUCCAACCUGGACGAGGUCCACGGUGGCAGUGCCUGGGGUGCCGGUACUUUCGCCGGAGCCGACGGUUCUCGCCAGCCUACCGCCCUGGAGCUCGAGAUUGCCACUGCCCAGGGUAAGGCUUUCUACGAGACCGUCUCCAAGGUCCAUGCCGAGUCGAAGCCGGAGAGCUCGACCCCUGCUACGGCGCCAAAGAAGACAGAGGCUCCCCAGCAGCAGGGUUCUCAGGAGCCAGCUAAAAAAGAGAAGGACAAUGAAGGACCAUGUGGUCUACCCAAGAAGUGUAUCAUUCAAUGA